[Torrubiella] hemipterigena is the source of this 2855-nucleotide messenger RNA. The record is from the annotation of a GenBank genome assembly. NCBI's taxonomy places the organism in Eukaryota, Fungi, Ascomycota, Sordariomycetes, Hypocreales, Clavicipitaceae.
GUGCGUAGUGCGUGUGGUGGGAGUGUGCAGCAGAGUAGCGUGCGGUGUGUGUGGACGCUGCCUGAUUCGGAAAGCUUUACCGUGAACCUUGUUCGUCUCGUCAAAGGUGUCCACGAGCAUCACAGAAGCAUCACCUGCACCGCCACGGCUGCAAGGCACCAGCAGCAAUGCUUGCUUACUGAGUAAAGCUGUACAUAUAAACCUCAGUCUUCUCGGAACCAGCUGGACACGGUCCAUCUCUUUUUUUUUUUUGGAUAAUGCGCUAACGUGGAGCUAUCUUAUGAAACCCAUACGACCCAUCUUGGAUAUUUAUUUGCUCUGCUAUCUUUGCACAUGAGUAUUUUAACGUUUCAAAAUGGACAUGGUCGAAGAAGACUUGAAGAGAAAGGUAGCGCAGUUUUCACAGCUGCAAAAUCUCAGCGCUGCCUUCCACCACGAUCCUACAGAUGCUGGCGAACCCCAAGAGCAUCGACGCAGAGUUCGACACCGCAGGUUCUUUUCAAAACAUGCUCGCCAUGAUGACAACAGCAUUACCGAAGACAAGCAGAUUAUCUUGAUUGAUGAUAAUACGGGAGAGGAAUCCACUACGAACCCUGGCCCCUCUGCUGCCGUUACAACGCCAAUUGGAACAGCCGCCGCAAAGACCAUCGCCGCAACACAAUCCUCCUCACUCCGUGCACGACAAAAAGCACCGAUUUUCCUACCAGAUGAUGACGUUGAAUUUAUUAGAGAAACCCCCAUAAUCAGCGCGCAAAAAUCAAGAGAACGCAGCACUACAUCUAAGACGGCGUCGUUACGGAACCUGUCGAGAACAUCACGCCAAAGCUCAGAAUCCCCGUCCAUGCCUGGCGGAAUUCGCAAAAAAAGGAAAGAAGAAUCUCUUCAGAUGCGCCAUGAGAAAGAUAGAAUUUUCAAAGACUUGAAGUUCUAUUUUGUUCCUGACAACGACAUUGCGCCAGCUAGGAGAAUGCGUAUCAACAAAGCCAGAGAGUAUGGCGCUGCUUGGGUUAGGCAGGUGAACGAGGCUACGCACAUGAUCGUUGAUAAACGUAUUGCCUACAAAGACGUUGAGAAUUUGAUUGGUCAGCGACAGGAUCUCGUUGUAGUGAACGAAGAAUAUCCUGUUGAGUGCAUACAAUUCCGCACACUGUUAACUCCGUCGCAAAAGAAGUACCUUGUUCCAGGCCAGCCGACUAACACCGAACAGACGACACCCAAGAAAGCCGUGGAGCUUGAACCUGUCAAAGAAAAGGUCAAGCCGCUUAACCUCGUGCCCAUUCUCCCUCUCAAGCCUCCGCAGCAGGAUACGAGACGAUGGGACUUUGCUCCUCGAGUGGACUCGACUCCACCAAAGAGCGGACAAUCACAAUCACAGUCCCUAGCCGACUCGUCAGAUGCAGUGCCAGAAUCUCAAGUUGUGGUGCUAGACUUGACACCUAGCAAAUCUAUGCGCAUGGGAAGUGUAGACCUGCUAUCAUUUGAAAUCAUAACAACCCCAAAGGCGACUAGCAGUAAGGAUGAACUUUCAUCGUUUAUCAACAUCAUGGCAGAGUAUAAGGACCUCCCGCUCGAUAUCGAUGAUGACGAAGACGGCCAAUCUGUUACAAUGUCUACAAUGCUAGAGGAGAGUGAAGACGAAGCUUUGGGCCCAUCGCCAGAGAAGGGCAAACAAGCUCGAAAACCGGUGACCCGGAAGGAGUUCCGAGUAGAAGACCGCUUUGCGUGCCAUCAUGCUGGGCUGAAGUCGCAGGAUACAAGCAAUCCUAAUUCCCGAACUAUUGAAAUACUACAGAAGAUGUUGGAUUAUUAUAUCAGGAUAAAUGACCAGUGGCGGAUCAUGGCAUAUCGAAAGGCUAUUGCGACGCUGAAGAGACAAGACGUCAGAAUCACCACCGAAGAAGAAGCAGUAGCUUUGGCGGGCAUUGGGCCCAGUCUUGCAGCGAAGAUUGAAGAGAUUGCUACGACAGACAAGUUACAGCGACUAGACCAAACAACGGACGAUCCUAGCGAUAGUCUGCUGCAGCUGUUUUUGGGGGUCUAUGGUGUUGGAACUCGGACUGCGCAGCAAUGGAUUGGUAAAGGCUGGCGGACGUUGGAGGAUCUUUUGGCGCAUGCGAAACUAAAUCAAAACCAAUUGAUUGGCAUCGAGUACUAUAAAGAUCUAAACACUCGGAUUCCAAGAGAGGAGAUGACUCAACUGGGGAAAAUUGUUACUAAGGCUGCCAAGAGGAUCGAUUCUGAGGUAGAGGUAAUCAUUGGCGGCAGUUAUCGACGAGGAGCCAAGGACUCGGGAGACGUUGACUUUAUCAUCACUAAAAAGGGUACGGCCAAAUCUACAGAGCUUCAAAGCUUUCUCAACCGGCUGGUGCGAAAGCUGGAGGCUGAUGGCUUUCUUACGGCAAAGCUGGCAUCGGGAGGGUUCCAUCGCAACAGUGACGGGUCAUUGUGGCAUGGAUGCUGUGUGCUCCCAUCCUCUCUGGGAGGUGUUGGGACAUGGCGCCGUAUCGAUUUCUUGCUGGUUCCAGAGAGCGAGAUUGGCGGAGCGCUGAUUUACUUUACGGGUGACGACAUCUUUAAUCGGAGCUUGCGUCUGCUGGCACGUAAGAAGGGCAUGCGGUUGAACCAGCGAGGGCUGUUUGUUCGCGGAACCGAGGGAGAGAGAGCAAAUGAGGGAGACUUGGUGGAAGGUCGAAGUGAGCGCAAGAUCUUUGAGGUGCUGGGCGUGAAAUGGCGGCCACCAGAGGAGAGAUGGUGUUGAUGAUGAUGAUUAUUGUAAAUGAUGAUAGACAACCGUAGCUUUACAAGCUGACGAGUAAAUGAAUGAAUGCAAUGCAAUCAAAUGAAAUUAAAAAAAG